Molecule: messenger RNA, 179 nt
Organism: Apaloderma vittatum (bar-tailed trogon)
Lineage: Eukaryota; Metazoa; Chordata; Aves; Trogoniformes; Trogonidae
Gene: GLRX5
Product: glutaredoxin 5
Exons: 1
Source: RefSeq, a predicted model, not a curated record
GAAUAAAAGACUACUCUAACUGGCCUACCAUCCCACAAGUAUACCUCAAUGGUGAAUUCGUUGGUGGCUGUGAUAUACUCCUCCAGAUGCAUCAGAAUGGAGAUCUUGUAGAAGAGCUGAAGAAGCUUGGAAUUCGUUCAGCACUUCUGGAUGCAGAAAAAGACCAAGACAAAAAGUAA